GGUUUAUUAAAGCAGACGCACGAUUCUAGGCUACUUGAGUUUGAAUAAUAGUAAAUAUGAAUAUUUCUUUACUAUUUUAUAUUAGCGUCGUCGCUGUACUUUCGUUGGCCAGCGCGAAGAAAAAGCCAUGCGGUGCGGGACCUUUGGGUUUAACGUAUUGUGGUCAGAAAUGGGAAGAUAUUUUUGAUGACAGCAAUGAUAACGAUGACGAAGGUGAUGGUAGACGAUGUCCAAGUUGUGGAAAUCCAACUAAAGUUCGAAGUCGUAGCAAUGGAAGAGGGAGUGCUAACGGUGGCAGCAACAAUGCUGAAAGAAGUGAUGGUGGUAGUAGCAAUAUAGAUGCUGGAAAAAUACAUGGUAAAGGUUACAAUUAUGGUGGAAGCGAAAGCAGUGGAGGCUUUGCUGCUGGAGCCCAUCGCAACAGCAAUGGUGAAGAUAGUGGAAUUAGCUUUACUAUUGGAGCCCAAGAUGGCUUUAAUGUAGGCUACAGUGAUGGUAGCAUUGCUGGUUAUACUACUAGUGGGCAAGGUGAGAGCCUUCCUUCUGGAGGCCAAAGUAAAAGCUAUGGAAUAGAAAGUAGUGAUAAAAGUUAUAAUACCGGUAGUCAGGGAAGUAGCUAUGCUGAAGGGUAUCACAGUGCUGGCUUUCCUACUGGUGGUCAAAGUAAUAGUUAUGGUGUAGGAAGCAGUGAUAGUAGUUAUAAUACCGGUAGUCAAGCAAGCGGCUAUGGUAAAGGCACUAUCAGUGCUAGCUUUCCUACUGAAGGCCAAAGUAAAAGCUAUGGAAUAGGAAGCAGUGAUAUUAGUUAUAAUACCGGUAGUCAAGGAAGCAGCUAUGGUGAAAACACUAAGAGUGCUAGCUCUUCUACUGGAGGUCGAAGUAAUUUCUAUGGUGUAGGAAGAAGUGACAGUAGUUAUAAUACCGGUAGUCAAGGAAGAAGCUACGUUGAAGGCACUAAAAGUGCUGACUCUCCUACUGGAGCCCAAAGUAAUAGCUAUGGAAUAGAAAGCAGUGAUAGAAGUUAUAGUACCGGUAGUCAAGGAAGUAGCUAUGGUGAAGGCAUUAACAGUGCUGGCUUUCCUACUAGUGGUCAAAGUAAUAGCUAUGGUGUAGGAAGCAGUGAUAGUAGUUAUAAUACCGGUAGUCAAGGAAGCACCUAUGGUUUAGGUAGCAGUGGGGUUAGUUAUAAUACUGGUAGUCAAGAAAGCAGGUAUGGUGAAGGCACCAACAGUGCUAGUGUUCCUACUGUUGACCAAGGUAGCAGCUAUCGCAGCACACGUGAUGGUUACAUUGUAGGCCAAACUACUGGAGGUCAAGGUACUGAUUACGGGGACAGUACUAAUUGAUAUAAUAGAUUUUGCCUAACUGCGGAUAAUCAACGUUUGAAUGUUGGUACUGGAAGGGAAAAUAUAAAUGAAGUUCACGUGUUUUUAUUUGUUUUGUAUUAUAAAAUAAUAAUAAUCAUUAAAAUUUAAC
Molecule: messenger RNA, 1476 nt
Organism: Pararge aegeria (speckled wood butterfly)
Lineage: Eukaryota; Metazoa; Arthropoda; Insecta; Lepidoptera; Nymphalidae
Product: protein rtoA-like
Exons: 2
Coding region: 57-1346 (429 amino acids)
Source: RefSeq, a predicted model, not a curated record